Molecule: messenger RNA, 1679 nt
Organism: Aplosporella prunicola CBS 121167
Lineage: Eukaryota; Fungi; Ascomycota; Dothideomycetes; Botryosphaeriales; Aplosporellaceae
Exons: 4
Coding region: 104-1576 (490 amino acids)
Molecular function (GO): oxidoreductase activity, acting on the CH-CH group of donors; flavin adenine dinucleotide binding
Source: RefSeq, a predicted model, not a curated record
CGAGGGCUCGACCUCUUUGUCUCCUCACUUCUUCCCUCUCUCUCUCACUCGCUUUUUCUCCGUGCAAUUGAAUUUAGAAAAAGCUCUCACACACUUUGCAACCAUGUCGAAAGCCGAUCUCCUCGCAAAUACCGAGAAGGGCCACCUCCCCGCCUCGCAGCGCAUCCCGCCCAUCGCGCUCCCCUACGUCAGCGAGCGCGCAAAGCAGACACUGGAUCUGGUCGAGAAAUUCGUCGAGGAAGAAUGCAUCCCCGCCGACGCCGUCUACCACCAACAACUGGGCAGCACAGCCCUUGAGCGCUUCAGCGCCGAGCCCUCGAUAAUCGAAACACUGAAAUCGCGCGCUCGUUCCCUCGGCCUCUGGAACCUCUUCCUGCCCAAAAGCCACUUCAGCCAGGGCGCGGGCUUCUCGAACCUCGAGUAUGGGCUCAUGGCCGAGUAUCUGGGGAAGUCGCGCACGGCGAGCGAGGCGACGAAUUGCUCGGCCCCGGAUACGGGCAAUAUGGAGGUGCUUGCCAAGUAUGGCGAUGAGGCGCAGAAGAAGAGAUGGCUGGAGCCGCUGUUGAGGGGAGAGUGCAGGAGCGCGUUUUUGAUGACGGAACCCGGGGUUGCGAGUUCGGAUGCGCGGAACAUUGAGUUGAGUAUGCGGAGGGAGGGGGCGGAGUGGGUGCUUAAUGGGCAGAAAUGGUGGUCCUCCGGCGCCGGCGACCCCCGCUGCCAGAUCUACGUGGUAAUGGGCAAGUCUGACGCGGGCAACCCGGACCCCUACAAGCAGCAAUCGGUGAUCCUGGUGCCGGCCGACACGCCCGGCAUCACGGUACACCGGAUGCUGUCGGUCAUGGGCUACGACGACGCGCCCCACGGCCACGGCCACAUCUCAUUUGCGAACGUGCGCGUCCCCGCCGCAAACAUGGUGCUGGGCCCUGGCCGCGGCUUCGAGAUCAUCCAGGGCCGCCUGGGCCCCGGUAGGAUCCAUCACGCUAUGCGCAGUAUUGGCGCUAAAACAAACAAAAACAAAAAACUAACGCGCACCCUCCCCCCCACAAAGGCCGAGCGCGCCCUCGAGCACUUCGCCGCGCGCCUCUCAGACCCACGCAAGACCCCCUUCGGCGCGCCCCUCAGCACGCACGAACUCCAGCUCUCCCGCCUCGCACACGCACGCAUCAACAUCAACGCCGCACGUCUCACCGUCCUCAACGCAGCCAUAAGCAUGGACCUGUUCGGGCCCAAAGCCGCAUUGCGCGAGAUCGCAGCCGCCAAGAUCCUGGUGCCCAAGACCCUGCUCCAGGUCCUGGACGACGCAAUGCAGGCGCACGGCGGCGCGGGCGUGAGCCAGGAUACUCCGCUUGCGAAUAUGUGGGCCCAGGGCCGCACGAUGCGCAUUGUGGAUGGCCCGGAUGAGGUCCAUGUGCUGCAGGUGGGCAAGGGGGAGGUGAGGAGGGGUGAUGCGCUGAGGGGCCGGAUUGAGGCGCAGAGGGCUAGGGCGGGGGAACUGUUUAGGGAGGCGGGGCUGAAGCGCGUGGAUCCGUUGGCGCUAGGGCGGAAAUCGGGCGCGGGGGGGAAGGCGAAGUUGUGAGCGUGUGUGUGGUGGUGGGAGGCUGCUGUGUACGGCGGUUGGAGGGGAUGUCGUUGCUCUUGUCCCCAUGCCGAGUGCUCCUCCAUAGCAGCGCAAGCGCGUC